Messenger RNA from Seriola dumerili (greater amberjack), 1785 nucleotides. Its product is annotated as cationic amino acid transporter 2-like. Gene Ontology annotation, biological process: transmembrane transport; amino acid transport. The coding region runs from base 1 to 1785 and encodes 594 amino acids. Lineage: Eukaryota; Metazoa; Chordata; Actinopteri; Carangiformes; Carangidae. Gene Ontology annotation, molecular function: amino acid transmembrane transporter activity. The transcript is spliced from 11 exons. The record is from RefSeq and is a predicted model, not a curated record. Gene Ontology annotation, cellular component: plasma membrane.
AUGCCUGGUGCAAAGAUUCUGCUGUUCCUGCAGAGUUUGUCCCGUAGGAAACCUCUGGAGCCUGAGGGUGAAGUGUCCAACUUUCGGCGGUGCCUGACCACCCUCGACCUGGUGGCUCUUGGGGUCGGCAGCACACUGGGGGCCGGCGUGUAUGUGCUGUCGGGAGAAGUGGCCAGAGCCGUGGCCGGGCCGAGUAUCAUAAUCUCUUUCCUGAUAGCAGCGGUUGCCUCCAUCUUUGCAGGACUAUGUUAUGCUGAAUUUGGAGCUCGUGUUCCCAAGACUGGCUCUGCCUAUCUCUACAGCUAUGUGACCGUGGGAGAGAUAUGGGCUUUUAUCACUGGCUGGAACCUGUUGCUGUCUUAUGUCAUAGGGACAUCAAGUGUAGCCAGAGCAUGGAGUGGGACCUUCGAUGACCUCAUUGGAAAUGUUAUCACCAGCUCUCUGGGCAAACAGGCUGCAAUGGAUUUACCUGGAUUAGCUCCCUACCCAGACUUUUUUGCAGCUGGCCUCAUAAUGCUCUUGGCAGGGAUUCUUGCAUUUGGUGUGAAAGAGUCAGCCAUCGUAAACAAGGUUUUUACAGCAGUUAACAUCCUGGUGUUGGUGUUUGUUAUCCUCUCUGGCUUCAUAAAGGGGGACGUCAACAACUGGUACAUCUCUGAAGAUUCUCUCCUGAGUGGAUAUGAGUGCGUAUCAUUAACAUCACUGAAUGAAACCUCCAGAUAUGGCAGUGGGGGAUUUUUCCCUUUUGGCUUUGAGGGCACAUUAGCAGGAGCAGCCACUUGCUUUUAUGCGUUUGUCGGAUUUGACUGCAUUGCCACAACAGGAGAAGAAGUUCAAAACCCUCAGAAGUCGAUCCCACUCGGUAUUGUGGCGUCCCUUCUCAUCUGCUUCUUGGCAUAUUUUGGUGUGUCUGCUGCCCUGACUCUUAUGAUGCCGUAUUAUUUGCUGAGUGUUCACAGCCCACUGCCCGUGGCCUUUACAUACAUCGGUUGGGGCCCUGCAAAGUAUGCAGUGGCUGUGGGAUCCCUCUGUGCACUGUCAACAAGCCUACUGGGAUCAAUGUUCCCGAUGCCCCGUGUUCUCUUUGCCAUGGCCAGGGAUGGCCUUCUCUUUAGACCUCUCAGUAAAAUGAGUGACAGACAAAGUCCUGUCAUAGCAACUCUGGCUUCGGGGGUUGUAGCAGCUAUCAUGGCAUUGUUAUUUGACCUGAAGGCGCUGGUUGACAUGAUGUCAAUUGGAACCCUCUUUGCCUACACCCUUGUUGCUAUAUGUAUCCUCAUAUUAAGGUAUGAAAUAUCAGAAGUGUUUAUAAUACCAAGCAGACCCGAGCGAGGAUUCAAGUUUCAGCAAACCAGAACCUUUCACAUCUUUUUAGCUAUCACCCUAAGCCUCUUCAUAUCUGGGGCUGUAGACUCCCUGCAGGCCCUUGAGUGGUGGAGUUUACUUUGCGUCUCUGUGAUCGUACUGAUGCUGGUCCUCAGUAUCCUGAUCAUCUGGAGACAACCACAAAGUGCAACAAAAGCUGCUUUCAUGGUUCCUUUAGUGCCAUUGCUUCCUGUUUUCAGCACCUUUGCCAAUGUCUAUCUUAUGGUUCAACUUGGAUCGGACACAUGGAUCCGCUAUGCAGUAUGGAUGGCAGUAGGUUUAAUCAUCUACUUUUGUUAUGGUGUUCAGCACAGUGUGCAGAAGCAAAGGCUUCAAAAUUCACACAACCGAGUCAGUAUUCACAGCAUCACCACGAAUAUAGUACAAAACAUUGAACCUGGACAAGAUUACAAUGGCUAA